AGGAUAUUGCCUUCUUAGAAAAUCUUGAGUGUCUUAUGAACACCCAAUUGCCAAGGCUCGCUGAUGAAGAGAAGAAUAAUCGUCUAGAUGAAUGUGGAAUCUGUUAUGCUCGAUAUCUCCCCAUAGGUGAUGAGCAUAGACCUAAUAGUGGAAAUGCAACUGAUUACACUUGUGAGAAUAACAGUUGCAGUAAGGCUUUCCACACCAUGUGCCUAGUGGACUGGUUGCGUUCAAUCACAACUACAAGGCAGUCAUUCAAUGUUUUGUUCAGAAAUUGUCUGUACUGUUCAGAGGCAAUUGCAGUGAAAAUCAAUGCCACAAAGAAUUAGGGAUCUUACAAGUCUUAUCUAUAAUCCCAAGCUGAUUCAUCCUGUCCCAGAGAACCUUACAAGAGUAAAAGAAGCGGGCCUAUUUCCUAGCGGCCAAAGCAGCAAAACUUUGAGGUCUUUCAGUAUAAAUUCUGAACAUUAAGGCUUCUCUUGUCCAUUCAGCUAUUGAAAAUCAAUUCUAUUUUGCAGAAAUAAGAAGUAUUAAAAUAAGAGUAACUCAUUAUUAAAUGUAGGUUUGUGCCCACUUGUAGUCUACUAUUACUUGUGAGCAACAAUGGUAUGUGGCUUUGCCUUCAUUA
Messenger RNA from Hibiscus syriacus, 628 nucleotides. RefSeq names its product E3 ubiquitin-protein ligase FANCL-like. Gene Ontology annotation, molecular function: ubiquitin protein ligase activity. The record is from RefSeq and is a predicted model, not a curated record. The transcript is spliced from 3 exons. NCBI's taxonomy places the organism in Eukaryota, Viridiplantae, Streptophyta, Magnoliopsida, Malvales, Malvaceae. Gene Ontology annotation, biological process: protein monoubiquitination; interstrand cross-link repair. The coding region runs from base 36 to 329 and encodes 97 amino acids. Gene Ontology annotation, cellular component: Fanconi anaemia nuclear complex; nucleus.